UUCUUGCUCUGAAUUGUGAUCCUCAUUUCAUGCAUGUCCAGGGGUGGCAGGUUCGAUUUUGAUGAUGGAGGGUCGUAUUGUGGAGGUUGGGAAGAUGGCAAGGCUCAUGGACACGGCAUCUGCACCGGCCCGAAGGGGCAAGGAGAAUACGCGGGAUCUUGGAGCCAUGGUUUCGAGGUGGUGGGUGUAUAUACCUGGCCAAGUGGUAAUACUUACCAGGGGACAUGGGCGCAGGGAAAGAGACAUGGUAUUGGAGUGGAAAGCAAGGGAAAGUGGGUCUACAAAGGAGAAUGGUGCCAUGGAUUCAAAGGACGAUAUGGGGUCCGGGAGAGCAUUGGCAGCGGAGCCAAGUAUGAGGGGACCUGGAACAAUGGGCUACAAGAUGGAUACGGAACAGAGACCUAUAGAGAUGGAGGUACCUACCAAGGUCAAUGGGUUGGAGGAAUGCGACAUGGGUAUGGUGUGCGUCAAAGUGUUCCCUAUGGGAUGGCUGCUGUUAUCAGGUCUCCUCUUAGAACUUCUAUUAACUCUCUAAGAAGUGAACACAGUAAUGGUACAGCAAUGCACCCAGACACUCCAGCUGGCAGCCCUGCAGGGUCAAGGGGGGGCUUUGUUCUCACUAUGCAUAGUGACAAUGAUCUACUUACAGCCAAAAACAAAAAAAAGGGAAUCUUUCGCAGAUCCCUUUUGAGUGGGCUGAAACUCCGGAAAUCCGAAUCCAAAAGUUCCUUGGCCAGCCAAAGAAGCAAGCAGAGCUCAUUCCGAAGUGAAGCUGGAAUGAGUACAGUCAGCUCCACGGCCAGUGACAUCAACUCCACAAUUAGUUUUGGUGAAGGGGAAACAGAUUUGUCUGUCAUUGAAGACGACAUAGACGCAACGACAACAGAAGUGUAUGUGGGAGAAUGGAAGAAUGACAAACGCUCCGGCUUUGGGUUAAGCCACCGAUCUGAUGGCCUGAAAUUCGAAGGGGAAUGGCUCAGCAACAAGAGACAUGGUUAUGGAUGUACAACCUUUCCAGAUGGAACAAAAGAAGAGGGAAAAUAUAAACAAAAUGUAUUGGUGAGUGGGAAGAGGAAGAACCUGAUUCCUCUACGGACAAGUAAGAUUCGAGAGAAAGUGGAUAGGGCAGUGGAAGCAGCUGAACGGGCUGCAGCUAUUGCCAAACAGAAAGCUGAGAUUUCUGCAUCCAGGACAUCUCAUGCCAGGUCAAAGUCGGAGCUUGCUGAUACAGCUGCUGAAAAAGCUCAGGAUGAGGCCCAGCUUGCCAGGAUCACUGCCAAAGAGUUCUCCCCGUCCACACAACAACCAGGCAAUGGAAUUGAGUAUCAAAGGCCAACACUCCAGAAUUCAGCUGAGAAUGAGAUAGACAGAAUUUCCUCAGAAAGUCCCGCCCUGGAGGAGAGUCCAGAGCUCUACAGGAAAGGAACAACUCCUCCAGAUCUCACUCCAGAUCUCAGCCCUGUGCCAAGCCGUUCAUCCACCUCACCAUCCAACUCACCACCAAAGUACAGAAAAAAGAAUGCAAGGCUUGUUCGACAGAUGAACACGGAAUGUGACAAAGGACAAGACAUUCAGGUGUUGCUGGAAGGAGGAAGGGGCGAAUAUUCAAGGUCUACUCACUGGAGCGAUAAGCAGCGAUCGGGCAAUCGUAGAGGAGGAAGCAGAGGCAACAGCAGCUUAACUACAGCUUCAAUAUCUGAGGAGAGCAGGGGAAGAGGUAAUGAAUGCAAAUAUAAUCACAGACCCACUGACAGAAAAGGGACAGAGUCUCCAACUUUCUCAUGGACAUCCUAUCGGUUGCAUAAUCAUGAUUCAAGUAACCAGCUGCAUGAACAGGAUGAAGAAAAACUUAGUAAUUAUGAAAUGGAAAUGAAGCCUCUACAACGCAUGGAUUCCUAUGUACAAGACACAUUUUCAGAACAACACUACAGUAGCCUCAGCUCCAGAAACAUGAUGGAAGACUACCAUCCAGAUUUCCUUAGCUAUGGAGUGCAGAGGCUAAAGCCCACAAUGCAAAAUAAAGAGAACUACAUACUUAUGUCUCCCUCUGAGCCCAAUGUCCAGAGGCUGGAGAGCCUGAGAAUGAAUGUAAAGCUGGAGUCUCGAUCAAGGCAUGACAUUAGUACAUCACCAAACUCAAAGUCAAUAAAUAUAUCACAGUCUGAAGAAGAAACAAUGGUUCAAUAUAAAUCUAAUUCAGGCUCCAAUCCCAUUCUGGUUGCUAUGGUGAUUUUGCUAAACAUUGGUGUCGCCAUUUUGUUUAUUCACUUUUUUAUUUGAAUGCCUAUUUGUCAACUUAAAUAAGUGAAAACACAAACUGUGUAAAAGAAAACUGAUGUACUUCAAUAUGAAAAAGUCUGAGAACAUGGUCAAGUUCUUCACAUUUUGCCUUUCCUAGAUACGAAUACUGGAUUUUAGUCAAAGUUAAUGGCAUAAAUAAAAUAGCUCUGUGGCAUGACAGAAUGGUAAAAUAUGCUUCCCCAUUACUUCAAUGAUUUAAUAUGCAUUGUUUGAAGAAAAGAACUGUAGACAAACUAGCCAGAAGGUAACAUUAUCUUAGUUCUGGCAUCAAGGAAAUGAAAAAAAAACAUUUGGUUAUCCAUGAGGAUUUAUUCUGAAUGUACUCAAGAUGCUGUAGUUAAUGUAUUUUUCUUUUGGUCUACUCAAGUCAAUUUUCAAAACUAUAAUGUUCUCUUGUUUAUUGUUGUGGAUACAUUCAUAAUAUUUUGAUUAAAAUGAGCUGAAGAAGACAGUAAUUAUACCAUAAAAACAUUAGGUUCAAUUACAAGCCUAUACAAUUAUUUAAUAACUUUAAUCAGUUCUUUUUUUAGAAAAGAUAUUCUUCUGAAGACUGCUGUAGUUUGAAAGGUGAGAGAG
Mobula hypostoma (lesser devil ray) is the source of this 2877-nucleotide messenger RNA. It is a transcript of the gene jph3b, whose product is annotated as junctophilin 3b. Lineage: Eukaryota; Metazoa; Chordata; Chondrichthyes; Myliobatiformes; Myliobatidae. The coding region runs from base 34 to 2280 and encodes 748 amino acids. The transcript is spliced from 5 exons. The record is from RefSeq and is a predicted model, not a curated record. Gene Ontology annotation, cellular component: plasma membrane; junctional membrane complex; endoplasmic reticulum membrane. Gene Ontology annotation, biological process: regulation of synaptic plasticity.